AUGACUACCCUUCAUCUUCUACCUACCAUCAUGCUCUUCCACCUUCUUUUCCUCUCCAUUAUCUUUCCCUUUCCCUCCGUAGCCUCCAACAACGCCCAAUGGCAGCUUCUACACAAGAACAUCGGCAUCGUUGCCAUGCACAUGCAGCUCCUCAACAACGACCGUAUCAUCAUCUUCGACCGCACCGACUUCGGCUACUCCAACCUCACCCUCCCCAAUGGCAAGUGCCGCAGCGACCCCUCCGACAAAGUUCUCGAAACAGAUUGCACCGCUCACUCAGUCGAAUACGACGUAGCAUCCAACACCUUCCGCGCCCUGUUCGUUCAAACCGACGUCUGGUGCUCCUCCGGCGGAGUCAUCGCAGACGGCACCCUCAUCCAAACCGGCGGAUACAACGACGGCGAACGCAAAGUAAGGUCCUUCGCUCCAUGUGAAUCGCCUGAGGACUGUGAGUGGCAAGAAACCGACAAUGCCCUCGCCGUAAGAAGAUGGUACGCCACCAAUCACUAUUUACCAGAUGAACGACAGAUUAUAAUCGGAGGAAGAAGGCAAUUCAACUACGAGUUCUUCCCCAAGAGAAAAAUAACAGAGAAUAACAAACCCUUCGUGUUACCGUUUCUGGUACAGACCAAUGAUAAGGGUGCAGAGAAUAAUCUUUAUCCCUUUGUUGUUUUAAACGUGGACGGAAAUCUUUUUAUUUUCGCCAACAACCGUGCGAUUCUGUUUGAUUACCAGAACGACGCCGUUGUGAGAACGUACCCCGAGAUACCCGGGGGAGACCCUAGGUCUUAUCCUAGUACCGGUUCCGCGGUUUUGCUACCUUUGAAGAAUUUGGAAGCGGCGAGGGUGGUGGCUGAGGUUUUGGUAUGCGGUGGGGCCCGCAGAGGGGCUUAUCAGCUUGUGCCCAGGGGAGUUUUCUCCCAAGCGUUGGAUUCUUGCGCAAGGAUUAAGAUCACGGAUCCGAAUGCCACGUGGGUGGUGGAGACCAUGCCGAUGGGGCGCGUGAUGAACGACAUGGUCCUGCUCCCCAACGGCGACGUUUUGAUUAUAAACGGAGCUAAAUCGGGAACGGCGGGGUGGGAGAAGGCGGAUAAUCCGGCUCUUGAACCGGUUAUAUAUAAACCAAACGGUUCAGUUGGGUCGCGGUUCGUGCUGCAACCCGCUUCGAACAUUCCUAGGAUGUACCAUUCGACGGCCAUUUUGGUUCGUGAUGGAAGAGUUAUCGUAGGUGGGAGCAACCCUCACGAGAAAUACAUGUUCUCAAAUGUGUCGUACCCUACGGAGUUGAGUUUGGAAGCGUUUUCUCCUCAGUAUUUGGACUCUCAGUUUUCACCUCUACGUCCCAUUAUUUUAGAGCCUUCUUCUCAUGCGAACUUGAUUUAUGGCGAGAAAUUCAAGAUGAGUAUUGAGGUGAAAGGAACCCUUGUGCCUGAGUUAUUGUCCGUGACGAUGUUUGCGGCGCCAUUUAACACGCACUCUUUUUCCAUGAAUCAAAGGUUGUUGGUGUUGUCGAUGGGUGAAGUUAAGGUUAGGGGGAAUUCGAGUUGUGAAUUUGAGGUGACGGCGCCUGGUUCAGCUGUUCUUGCACCACCCUCGUUUUAUAUCAUAUUUGCAGUUCAUCAACACGUUCCUAGCGAGGGAGUUUGGAUCAAGAUGCAAUGA
Molecule: messenger RNA, 1662 nt
Organism: Sphenostylis stenocarpa
Lineage: Eukaryota; Viridiplantae; Streptophyta; Magnoliopsida; Fabales; Fabaceae
Source: the annotation of a GenBank genome assembly